Messenger RNA from Puntigrus tetrazona (Sumatra barb), 2504 nucleotides. RefSeq names its product CSC1-like protein 2. Gene Ontology annotation, molecular function: calcium-activated cation channel activity; nucleic acid binding. Gene Ontology annotation, cellular component: plasma membrane. The record is from RefSeq and is a predicted model, not a curated record. Lineage: Eukaryota; Metazoa; Chordata; Actinopteri; Cypriniformes; Cyprinidae.
CGUGCUACAAGGCUUGCCCUUCGGAGGGGUUCCCACUGUCCUCGCUCUGGACUUUAUGUGCUUCCUGGUUCUUCUUUUUGUCUUCUCCAUCUUGCGGAAAGUGGCAUGGGAUUACGGCCGCCUGGCCCUGGUGACCGAUGCUGACAGACAGAAGAGAAGAUUCAGCGGUCUGGAGGAGCGGGAGUAUGUCUUCUGCUCUUCAUUCUGAAACACCGGACCGAUAUGAACGUCUCACCUCCGUCUCCAGCUCGGUGGAUUUCGAACAGCGAGAUAAUGGCUUCUGCUCCUGGUUGACGGCUAUAUUCAGAAUAAAGGACGAGGAGAUCCGGGAGAAGUGUGGUGAAGAUGCCGUUCAUUACCUGUCCUUCCAGAGGCACAUCAUCGGUCUGCUGGUUGUGGUGGGAGUGCUGUCGGUGGGCAUCGUUCUCCCGGUCAACUUCUCAGGCAACCUGCUGGACAACAACGCAUACAGCUUUGGCCGUGUGAUCGCCAACUUGAAUUCUGGAAAUAAUCUUUUAUGGCUUCACACGUCAUUUGCCUUCAUGUACCUGCUCCUCACCGUCUAUAGCAUGAGACGCCACACGUCCAAGAUGCACUACAAAGAAGAUGAUCUGGUCAAACGCACUUUAUUCAUCAACGGCAUCUCCAAAUAUGCAGAAGAAAGCCAUAUAAAACAGCACUUUGAACAGGCGUAUGAGAACUGUGUGGUGCUGGAAGCGCGUGUUUGUUAUAACGUGGCCAAGCUGAUGUCCCUCAACGCUGAGAGGAAGAAGACUGAACGCAGUAAGAAGUUUUUCACGGAUCUGAUGGCUAAGGAGCACAUGCCGGCUAUGAUCAACCCCAAGCCCUGCGGACAUCUGUGCUGCUGCGCCAUUACAGGCUGUGAAGAGGAGGAGGCUGUGAGUUAUUACACCAAACUGGAGUCCAAACUGAAGGAGGAGUACAGGAAGGAGAAGGAGAAAGUCAACACCAAACCACUGGGCAUGGCCUUCGUCACCUUCCAGAACGAGGCCAUGACGGCAAUCAUCCUGAAGGACUUUAACGCGUGUCAGUGUCAGGGCUGUAAGUGUCGUCUGGAGCCGCGCUCUUCUCAGUUCAGUGACGGUCUUCAUGUGUACGAGUGGAGCGUCAGCUACGCACCGGACCCCCAAAACGUUCGCUGGGAGAACCUGUCUUUGGGAGGGAUUUCCUGGUGGCUUCGCUGCUUCAUCAUUAACUGCAUCCUCUUCAUCCUCCUCUUCUUCCUCACCACCCCGGCCAUCAUCAUCUCCACGAUGGACAAGUUCAACGUCACCAAGCCUGUGGAGUAUCUGAACAACCCGAUCAUCACCCAGUUCUUCCCGACGCUGCUGCUGUGGGCCUUCUCGGCUCUGCUGCCCACCAUCGUCUACUACUCCGCCUUCUUCGAAGCCCACUGGACCAGGUCUGGGGAGAACAGGACCACCAUGCACAAGUGCUACACCUUCCUGAUCUUCAUGGUCCUCUUGCUGCCGUCUCUGGGUCUCAGCAGUUUGGACGUUUUCUUCCGCUGGCUGUUUGACAAAAAAUUCCUGGCCGAAGCCACCGUCAGAUUUGAGUGCGUCUUCCUCCCUGAUAACGGAGCAUUUUUUGUGAAUUACGUCAUUGCGUCUGCGUUUAUCGGAAACGCCAUGGAUCUGCUGAGGAUUCCCGGCCUGCUCAUGUACAUGAUCCGACUGUGUUUGGCUCGCUCGGCCGCGGAAAGACGCAACGUCAAACGGCAUCAAGCCUACGAGUUUCAGUGAGCUGCCUACGCCUGGAUGAUGUGCGUUUUCACCGUUGUCAUGACGUACAGCAUCACCUGCCCAAUCAUCGUCCCCUUCGGACUGAUGUACAUGCUCCUGAAGCACCUGGUGGACCGCUACAACAUGUACUACGCUUACCUGCCCUCCAAACUGGACAAGAAGAUCCACUCGGGAGCCGUCAAUCAGGUGGUGGCCGCACCGAUCCUCUGCCUCUUCUGGCUGCUGUUCUUCUCCACCGUCAGGACAGGGUUUUUGACCCCGACGUCCAUGUUUACCUUCGUGGUGCUCAUCAUCACCAUCGUGGUCUGUCUGUCGCACGUGUGCUUCGGUCACUUCAAGUACCUCAGCGCGCACAACUACAAGAUCGACACCAAGGACACCGAGGCCGACGGAGUGGAGAACGGACGGCCUGCCAGAUCCUCACCCUCCAACAAAUCCCAGCAGAUGUACAUCGCCCAGGUCCUGCAGGACCCAAACUCUGACGAGACCGGAGCGGGCAGCGGAGAGGACGACGGCCAGGGGUCCUCGCAGGACGAGGAGAUGAUCAACGCCGGGAACAGCCUGAACGAGGCCGACUUCCAGUCCGGGGACAGCCUCAUCGCCAACGAGGUGCACCAGUAACGACCAGAGACCCGGCUCCGAACAUCAGCACCUUAGAAACCCACGUCUGCCAAAACACUCAGACUGUACAUAAGCACACGCUCGCAAAAAAAAAAACAAAAAAACACACAUGCAUGAAAC